GAGAAAUCAAAUUAAAGACUCUGCCACAGGAAGAGUAUAGUGUCCAAAUGGCACAUGCAAAUAAUAAGGGUAAAGUUUGUGUCACUGGAGGCACAGGUUUUCUUGGUUCAUGGCUCGUCAAAACACUCCUUGAGGAUGGUUACACUGUUAACACCACUGUUAGAUUUGAUCCAAGUAAUUUAAGAUUUUAUAAAGAGAUCGAACAGAAACAGUUCCAUCGCAACAACAUAUGUGCAGAUGCACCAAUGCUAGUUUUUAUUAGAAAGAAGAGAGACAUAAGCUUCCUCACAAAGCUAUCAAAAGCAUCAGAAAAGCUAAAAGUGUUCAAUGCAGAUUUAAGCAAGCCAGAGAGUUUCAACGAAGCAAUUGAAGGUUGCAUGGGGGUAUUCCACGUGGCAUCACCAAUAGACUUUGCAGUGAAGGAGGCCGAAGAAACAGUGACAAAGAGAAGCAUUGAUGGAGCCUUAGGGAUCCUAAAAGCAUGCAAGAAUUCAAAGACAGUGAAGAGGGUGGUUUACACUUCAAGUGGCUCAGCUGUUUGCUGCAAAGAAGAAUCUGAGGAGGAGGAGGAGGAUGGUUUUGAUGAGAGUAGUUGGAGUGAUGUUGAGUUUCUUAGGAAAUUCAAGCCGUUUUGUUGGUCCUAUGCGGUUUCAAAGACAUUGACGGAGAAAGCUAUGCUUCAGUUUGGAGAAAACAAUGCUUUGGAAGUUGUCUCUUUGAUUGCUCCUCUUAUUGUUGGACCAUUCAUCUCUCCAAAGCUUCCUGAUUCAGUUGAGAAAGGACUUGUUCUGGUGUUAGGUAAGAAGGAUAAAAUUGGGAUUACACGUUUCCACAUGGCGCAUGUUGAUGAUGUAGUUAGAGCACAUAUAUUCUUGCUUGAGCACCCUAACCCUAAAGGGAGAUAUAUUUGCUCACCAUUUUCCAUAGAUAUUCAAGAAAUGGCUAAAAUUCUUUCAGCCAUGUACCCAGAAUUUGAAAUACCAGAAAUUAAGGGGUUCAAGCUUCCACGUCUAAUCUCAAACAAACUCAUGGAUGCUGGAUUUGAGUUCAAGAAUAGCAUUGAGGAUAUGUUUAAGGAUGCAAUUGAAUGCUGCGUGGAUAAGGGAUUUCUUUGA
Molecule: messenger RNA, 1115 nt
Organism: Arachis ipaensis
Lineage: Eukaryota; Viridiplantae; Streptophyta; Magnoliopsida; Fabales; Fabaceae
Source: RefSeq, a predicted model, not a curated record